This is a messenger RNA of Lytechinus pictus (painted urchin), 498 nucleotides long. Its product is annotated as arylsulfatase A-like. Bases 1 to 498 code for a protein of 165 amino acids. The transcript is spliced from 2 exons. Lineage: Eukaryota; Metazoa; Echinodermata; Echinoidea; Temnopleuroida; Toxopneustidae. The record is from RefSeq and is a predicted model, not a curated record. Gene Ontology annotation, molecular function: arylsulfatase activity.
AUGGAUUCUAGACGUCUACUAAGCACCACUCUGCUGUUGUUGUUGAUGAUCUUUUUCGUCGAUGCGAAAAAGAAAAUUCGUCGUCCGAAUGUGAUCAUUUUGUUUGCAGACGACUUGGGAUAUGGAGACCUUCAGGUGUACGGACACCCAACGUCGUCUACGCCCAACCUCAACCGAUUGGCUCGCGAUGGAAAGGUGUUCACCCAGUUCUACGCAGCGGCGGCUAUAUGCAGCCCAUCCAGAGCUGCUCUUCUUACCGGACGCUACCACAUGCGAUCUGGGAUCUAUCCUGGUGUCUUCAAUGUCACAUCGUCUGGAGGCCUUCCACACCGUGAGGAAACCAUCGCAGAAAUGGUCAAGGGGCGUGGCUACUACACAGCUAUGGUUGGCAAGUGGCAUCUCGGUGUAGGGCGUGAAGGGAGGUACCUCCCGCCCGCCCAUGGUUUUGACGAGUUCUUAGGUAGGUGUCUUUUGCUUCCUCAUGAUAUUAAAGAAUAG